AUGAAGGCCGCCACAGAUGGCAGCGUGCUGCGGAUCACUUUGCAAGGGACCGUGGACAUCCAAGUUGUUGCACUUGGAGUCGUGAACACAGUGAGACUCCUCAAUGUUCAGUACGCGGAAAACCUCGAGUGUAACAUCCUUUCAUUCGGAUUGCUUGAGGCCAAAGGUUGCGUGCUAGAAUAUCGAGGAGAGGGACGUGUGUUGUCCUCUGGUAUAGGCGGAACGCCCAUAAUGGAUGUGGAAUAUCACAACAACGUCUUGGUUGUCGCUGUGACGAAACGCAGCGAUCUUAAUUCCAAGCUACCACGAGAGACAACGAUGACUGUCAUUAAUCCACCUGAACAUGAAUUUGUCUCGAACGUUCAGUGUGGUACCUUGAUGGACUUUCAUCGGCGCCUAGGACAUCUUUGUUUCGACACGAUUGUCAAGAUGGCCAAAGACCCGAACUCUGGCGUACCAUUGACAGAUUUGAAACGUCAAAAGUGUCUGGCCUGUGCCAAGGAAAAGCAGACCAAGAGAGUUUAG
Molecule: messenger RNA, 525 nt
Organism: Peronospora matthiolae
Lineage: Eukaryota; Oomycota; Peronosporomycetes; Peronosporales; Peronosporaceae
Source: the annotation of a GenBank genome assembly